Molecule: messenger RNA, 972 nt
Organism: Acanthamoeba castellanii str. Neff
Lineage: Eukaryota; Discosea; Longamoebia; Acanthamoebidae
Exons: 11
Molecular function (GO): lipid binding
Source: RefSeq, a predicted model, not a curated record
AUGGUGCUAGACGAGAUUUCGUUCCGCGUCGAUCUCGACUUCCAUUACUCGGCUCUUCUCAUCUCUGGCGGCGGCGAUGCCUCAGUCAACGUCAUACUCAAUAUGGACAUCGAUCUGGUGUUCUUGAACCGCGGUGGCGAGCCGCAAGUCUAUGCCGGGUCGGUCAACCCCAACCUCCAGAAGUUUGAUGUAUCUGUUCACGGCGGAGCUUCGUACGUGCUGCUGCCCUUCCAUCUGCGACCGUUCGAGCUACCCAGGUGGUUCUAUGGCGUGUUUGUCGACAUCUUCAAGGGGAAGAUAAAGGACGCCUUCGUCUCGGCCCUGAAGCAACAGGUGACUGCUGCCAUUUCGGACAUCAACCAGCACUUCCCGGUCAAGACGGCGGUGAACGAUGUUGUCGGCAUCAAUUACGCUCUCGUGUACGAGCCCGUCAACCCUUACAUUGCGUCCUUUGGCGCCCUCACCAAUCACAUCGGCCGCUUCUAUUGGCUCAACGGCACCACCAACUGCCCCUACCCUUCGGGCGAAAUGAUCCCAGACUUGGAGCAGUUGGGUGACAGAAACCUACAGCUCAUGGCGCACGAGAGCUUCAUCACCUCGGUCGGCUGCGCCUAUCUUGCCGCGGGCAAACUGGCGCUCACCUUGGAUCAAUCCUCCAUCCCGCCCAACUUCCCUGUGCAGCUGAACACGACCUACUGGCAGUUCUUUUUGCCCAAUUUGUACUUCAAGUUCCCGAAUGCUGGGAUGAAGUUUGAGGUGGUGGGCACCUCUCCUCCUGUGACGACCAUCGGCACCACUGCGCUUGGCGAGACGAUGACCUUCAAUACCACCUGCUAUGCCAUCCUUAGCGACGGAACUACGGUUCCCGCUUUCACGCUCGGUACCGAUGUCGCUAUCGGAUUCACAGUGGCUCUCACGAAGGGCAACCUCACGGCAAACUUUGAUUCAUUCAAGGUCGGCCUGAGCCUGCUG